Messenger RNA from Diplodia corticola, 1242 nucleotides. RefSeq names its product alpha beta hydrolase fold protein. The transcript has a single exon. Lineage: Eukaryota; Fungi; Ascomycota; Dothideomycetes; Botryosphaeriales; Botryosphaeriaceae. Bases 1 to 1242 code for a protein of 413 amino acids. The record is from RefSeq and is a predicted model, not a curated record.
AUGUCCUCCCCCACUCCGCUCCCGAAAUCCGGCCUGCUGGCGAGGCAGCAACGGCGCCCAGCAACAAGGCAAAAGAUCCACUCCAAAAACCGCGCCGCCGCCGUUGCUGCCGCCUGUUCCGGAGCACUGUUGGCAAACAACUGUCAACAACAGAAAGAUGAAGGCCUCCUCCUCACCACCCACCCUUACACCGACCAGCGCCAAUCGCCCCUCCUCCGCCUCCCCUCGGAGAUCCGCCUUUUGAUUUACUCUUACCUCCUCCCCCACGCACACGACAUCACCUUCCACCCUCUGACCCGCAAGCAUCCGGCCACAAACGCCCCCGUGGCCUCGCACGCCGUGCACAUCCCCGGCGUCUGGGCCAGCAUCGGCAUCUGGACCGCCCUGCUGCGCACCUGCCGCCAGCUGCACGACGAGGGUGCCGACGCCCUGUACGGCGGCAACGCCUUCCACUUCACGCUGACGAGCCGCGAGCGCGUGUGGGCCUUCACCCCUCCUCCCCCGCCGCCGGCAGCAGCAGCAGCAGCAGGCACCCACGACGGGGAGGAGGAGCAGGACGACGACGGCGACGCCAUCUCGUCCCCCACGGCGGACCGCGGCGAGGGGGGAGCGGCGGCGGCGGGCGAGGGCGGGCUGAGCGCGCUGAACACGCCGCACGCGCGCGGGCUGCCCAUCAACACGCUCAAGACGGCGGGCAUCUCGGGCGCGGCGCUGCGGCGCAUGCGCACGCUCAGCCUGCGCAUCGAGGAGGACCUCGCGCGCCCGGAGCCGUUCCGCCGCGUGCGGGCCUGGCUGCGCGAGCUCGUCGACCGCCUGUCGGGCGCCGCCGCCCCGCGCGGCUCGGCAACGUGCUGCUGCCUCCGCGAGCUGCGCGUCGAGCUCGUCGCCGGCUCCUUCCGCUACGCCGGCUUCCCCAGCUUCACCCACACCGUCUUCUGGGAGUUCUUGCCCGAGAAGAACGACGCCGUCGCCCGCCAGUGGCAGUUCGUCCUGGAGCCGCUGGCCGACCUCAGGGGCGUGAGGCUGGUCGAUGUGAGGGGCCAUGUGGACGAGGCGUUUGCGGGCAAGUUGGCGGGCAGGAUGAUGCAGGGCGGUGCGGGGGAGUCGGGGGCGGAAGAGGAUGGGGAGAUGGAGGGGAUCGAGUAUGGGACGCAGACGGUGCGGAGCGGGAAUAGGUCGGUGACGAAGAGCAUGCGGAAGUUCUACGAGCCGGAGCUCGACUGGCGGCUGGAAGGGGACUGA